AUGUCUUCGGCCAUCUUGGACAUGCAAUGCGUCCUGGGAAUGGACAAUAAAUACAUGAUUAAAGAAAUGUCUAUUGUAGACACAGAAACAUGGGCGACCCAACAUUGGAUUUUUAAAAAUUCAAAACUAAAGCAAGACAACAAGAGUCGUAAAACCAACAAGUGGCUGGAACGUAACUAUCAUCAACUAUCCUUGGAUUAUGGUGAUAUCGAGUAUGAAGAACUAAGUAGAAUAUUGAAUUCAUUAAAGUUCAGAUGCAUAUACGUCAAGGGCGAUCAGAAAAAACAAGUUUUCAUGGAGUAUAUACCACACGUCGCACUCAUCAACAUUGAAGAUUUAGGCUGCCCUCGUUUGGAACAAAUAUGCGAUGACGAAACUCUAUCUUGUUGUAUUUUUCAUAUGGAAUUUAAUCCUAAACAAUGUACAUUUUAUAAAGUUUUUGCUAUAAGAAAAUGGUUUAUAAAGAAUUCUUAA
Molecule: messenger RNA, 474 nt
Organism: Macrosiphum euphorbiae (potato aphid)
Lineage: Eukaryota; Metazoa; Arthropoda; Insecta; Hemiptera; Aphididae
Source: the annotation of a GenBank genome assembly